GACAAGUCAGGGAAGCAGUAUAAAACUCUGUCUGCCUCCGAACACACCGGUCGCCCCUAUGUUCUUGGACAGAUCAUUCGGACCAACUCCCGACCCUCAACACGCCGAUUACCCAGACACCACCCGAGUGUGGAUAACAGUGGGCAUUUGAUUCACCUUCGACAUCUCUUUCCUUACCUCAGUUCAAUGGCGGCUGCUGUUGACACUCGCCCCGUCCACCGGGAUGGCGCAGCCCUCGAGGCCAUCUCGGAUGCCGUCGACACGGUCAACAUUUUCAGAGCCAUGGCUUCGGCGCCAGAGGCUUUCGACGCCCAGUCUCGCUUCGACGCCGAGAAAGACAAAGCUGCAUUCCGACAGUACGGCGACGCCUGCGAGCGGGUCAAGACCUUCUACGCUGAGCAGCACACCAAGCAGACCAUGGCGCACAACCUCGCGGCGAGGGAGCGCUUUUACUCGCCCUCUCGGAAAAGGGCCGAGAUGACCGUCUGGGAGGCCAUCGAGAAGCUCAACACUCUGAUUGACGACAGCGACCCGGACACGGAGCUCAGUCAAAUCCAGCACCUGCUGCAGAGCGCCGAGGCGAUCCGCCGCGACGGCAAGCCGCGCUGGAUGCAGCUGACGGGGCUCAUUCACGACCUGGGCAAGCUGAUGCUCUUCUUUGACGACUGCUGUGAGGGCCAGUGGGACGUUGUGGGCGAUACGUUUCCCGUGGGGUGUCGGUUUGAUGAGAGGUGUAUCUACCCGGACACGUUUCGGGCGAAUCCGGACUUUGGGCACGAGGUGUACGGCACCAAAUACGGCAUCUACGAACCGGGCUGCGGCAUGGACAAGCUGAUGAUGAGUUGGGGCCACGACGAGUAUUUGUAUCUGGUGCUCAAGGACCAAAGCACUCUGCCGCGCGAAGCGCUGGCCAUGAUUCGGUUUCACUCGUUUUACCCAUGGCACAAAGAGGGCGCCUACCGCGAGUUCAUGGCCGAGAGCGACGAUGUGCUUCUGAAGGCUGUGCAGGCUUUCAACCCGUACGAUCUGUAUAGCAAGUCGGACGAUGUGCCAAAAGUGGAGGAAUUGAAGCCUUACUAUUUGGAACUCAUCGACGAGUUCUUCCCACAGAAGAUCAUCAAGUGGUAACCAAUGGUGGAUAGCUCGGAGGAGGGGUUCAAUCCCGGAUAGACCAAUUGUGAUACCACAGCGACUGUUUCAGCGCAUGUU
Molecule: messenger RNA, 1209 nt
Organism: Parathielavia appendiculata
Lineage: Eukaryota; Fungi; Ascomycota; Sordariomycetes; Sordariales; Chaetomiaceae
Product: DUF706-domain-containing protein
Exons: 2
Coding region: 187-1128 (313 amino acids)
Biological process (GO): inositol catabolic process
Cellular component (GO): cytoplasm
Molecular function (GO): inositol oxygenase activity; iron ion binding
Source: RefSeq, a predicted model, not a curated record